Messenger RNA from Paramisgurnus dabryanus, 3588 nucleotides. It is a transcript of the gene mrap2a, whose product is annotated as melanocortin 2 receptor accessory protein 2a. Gene Ontology annotation, molecular function: type 1 melanocortin receptor binding; type 5 melanocortin receptor binding; signaling receptor regulator activity. The record is from RefSeq and is a predicted model, not a curated record. Gene Ontology annotation, biological process: regulation of adenylate cyclase-activating G protein-coupled receptor signaling pathway; protein localization to plasma membrane. Lineage: Eukaryota; Metazoa; Chordata; Actinopteri; Cypriniformes; Cobitidae. Gene Ontology annotation, cellular component: plasma membrane; endoplasmic reticulum.
UUUCAUAAUCCCCGCAUUUUCAUAGGAAAAAUCACAUAUCUUAGCAGAAAGUUGAAAAUUGUUGCAUUUACCUCACACAAGUGCCGCCAUGCUCCUGUUGCCAUGGAAACGUUAUGAAGUGACGUGAUUAUGUGACGUGAACAUCAUUGAAAAGCUGCAAAAGCUGAAAACAGUUUUUGCAAGUUCCCACAAUUUAAUCCUGCAUAUUCCAUAGCAUUUUUUAAGAAAAAGUGCUGCAAGAUCAAGCAUUUUUGCCAGCAAAACUCACAAAAAAGCUCCGUGUUUUUCUAGGAUGACUGGUAUUAUACCAAAUACACAAAGCAACGAAAGAGGUGCUCUUUAACAUAUUAUUUCAAUGCAGUCUUUAGCACCUUUAAGACUUGUUUUCCUUUCAGACUCAUCCCUAGUGUGAAAUCUUCAUUAAUUAUGUAUGUACAGUAUUUUUAUAUUUAGCACAUGCCUUUAUCCAAAGCGACUUUAAAAAAGCAACAAAUAUUAGGAAUCAAUAAAGAAAUGACAAAGGUCAAUUGUAUUGAAGCUAUUUUAGAUAUUUGCUGCUCAUAAACAGCCACAGAUUUUGCCAUCAGUGUAUUGCAUACUAUUAAUGAACAUUAUUGAUUGAAAGAAAAACACAUUUAAGACAGACCAAGCGAGUGAGCGAGCGAACAAACGAGAGAGAGAGAGAGAGAGAGAGAGAGAGAGAGAGAGAGAGAGAGAGAGAGAGAGAGAGCACCUGUACAGUAUGUGAGGGGCAUAGAUUCACUGUCAGUUAAUAGUCUCCAUUAGCGCGCUCUCUGGUGCCUCGUGUGGCGCGUCCUCGCUGCUCGCGUGAAAUUUCUUCAUUCACACGUAGACGAGGAGUGCGUGAACGAGAGAGAUGCGUGAUCUCAUUCAACACCGGCAACAUCCAGCUCGUGUUUGCAGCGGAGACUCCCGUUGUUGGCGCACACUUUCCAAGCAGCUGUGAGAUUUCCACACGAUCAUAACAAUGAGACAAAACCAGCUGCACGAUUCAUCUGGCAAAUGCGAACUCUAAUGCUUUGUUUAUUUUCUUAAAGCUGUUAUUAUCAGUUUAAAAUGCCGAGGCUGCAGUAUUUAAAUAGCACGAGUAUGCCAAAUCACAAUUAUGAAUGGAGUUAUGAAUAUUAUGACGAUGAAGAGCCCGUGUCUUUUGAGGGACUCCGCGCACAUCGAUAUUCCAUUGUGAUCGGCUUUUGGGUGGGUCUUGCAGUUUUUGUCAUUUUCAUGUUUUUUGUUCUUACCCUCCUGACCAAAACAGGAGCUCCACACCCAGAAACUACAGAGCCUUAUGAGAAACGGAUGCGUCUCACCAGCUGUGCGGAGGGGCUGAGCCGUCAACGUAACACAGACGCCCGAGCAGGUCUCUCUCGGCCGUUACUGGACGAAUCCCGGUCUCUGUUUCACUGUUAUAUUAAUGAAGAGGAACGAGAUGGGGUCAGGGCCUCCUUAGGCGAUACUGGCAUGGCCAUGAAUGGAUUUACAGGCAGCGGUGGCUCCAAUGGGCAGGUGGAGAUGGUCGGUCUGGUGGUUCAGAAUAUGGUCAUGGAGACCCGGGCUGAAAGAGAGGCUGCACUAUUGGCUCAUUUCAACAUUCCCAACUUUGUGAACUCUGAACUUUCUGCACUCGGGGACGAAGAUUUACUGCUGGGCGAUCCACCCAUCAUAAUGGAAGAGGGGCGUCCUAGCUGUACUUAUCACAUCAUUGAUUAAAUCAACUUUGGACUCUUUCUGGAAUUUGAAGAUGAUCAAUGAUGCCUUUAUUCAUUUAUUAUGGUUCCAUCAUUGUCUUAGCCUAUGGUCUCUAAAUGUAAAGACUGAUGGUGUUUUGCGUCAAAGGCCCCACAUUGAGCUGUAUUGUUAGAUUGCUAAGAGCUCUCACGCUGGGCUGUUUUUCUAUAUUUAAAGUUUACAGUAAAUCUCUGAGAGGCAUGAUGGGGGUUAGAUUGUGUCAGACUGAAAGAUCGAAGAUAUCAAAUAGGAUAUAGGAAGCGUAUUCUUGAAUGCAGUGUGUGACAUUAAAGCGAGACAAAGAGAGAAGAAAAACAGAACAAAGACAAAAUGACUCAUUUUGAGCCAGUUGUUAGAAUGGUGUUGUGAGCAUAUUUAAAAAAAAAAAAGAAAUCAUACUCUGUUGCAAGAGAUACUCCUAACCUCAUAAUGCCUUAUGCAUUUAUACACCUAAAUUUGAUUAUCAGCAUGAAUCAAGAUUUUUUUUUUUUAAAACAAAAGUUCAUCCCCAUCACUUAUAUGUAGCCUAAUGACAAAACUGCAGCAAUUUGGUUUUGCACUGCCUGAUUCUCUCUUGCUUGUUGUUUGAGCAAAUGUGCAAGUAGAAAAUAGCUUACAGCCAUCUGCACCUGUUGACUGAAAUCGUGACGUUGCAUCCACAGGGCACCUGCAUACUAAUUCUGUAAUUAUCUGAAUGCUGGUGCCUGAACAACUCAAUACUUCAGUUCAUUCUCACACCUGUAUAUUAAUAAACAGAGGCGGACUAGGACUAAAAAGUGGACAUUCUCACCCAAAGCAGCUCACCACACCCUGCGCACUGGCCGAACAUUAAAUGCUACUUAUACUUUUAAGGAAAUCAAAUUUAUUACAUAAUAAUGCAUUUGAACUAUCUGCCAAUGACAUCUUACUAACGAUGACAUAAAAGAAGGUUAAACCCGAGGCUUUGACUCAAUUGUGUUUUUGUGUCGGAUUUGAGGGUGAUGAUCUUUUAUCUAUAAGUUUUAUAAAUCAUUAACGAGAACAAAUUAAUUUACUGAAAAGCUACCAGAAAAGCCAUAAGGUGUGAACGGACUUAACAUAAGAAGAAAACAGUGUAUGGAUACAUGUAACACACUAUAAAAACUCUCGAACUCAGUAAACGUAAUUUUAUUGGUUGGAAAUCUGCUCAGCGCUGUAAUGCGAUUGGCUGGAAUUCACCUUUGUCUUAAGAAACACCUGACUUGCUCGGCCAUGUAAUUAGAUUGUCUGUGAGUCAUUCACGGCGGCUUCUGUGAACAGAAACAUCUGCCUUCUUUAAUUUUGAUGUGUCAACAUUUUGACAUUAGUCCCUUUCACACACAGUCUUUAAUGGUAAUUUACUGGUAAAUUGCAGUUAACAGGUCAUGUGUGAACAGAACCUUUCCGUUAAAUCAGGGCUGCCAAUUUCCCAGUAAGAGAGGUUGAAAGAUUACCAGUAAGUGCUAUGUGUGAAAAAAAUAUAGAUUACCGGCAUUUAGAACAGACGACGUCAGACCGCGCUGACAGCUUUGGGCCAAUCAUAACGUUUUGAUACAGAUGACACGUUUACCCCAGCACUGUUUACGGACAUUUCCAAACACAUGCUGCUUAAUAGUCGAGCCCACCUGAAGUUAACGUCCACAUUUCUUAACCAAAGUAGUUUAAAACCAAUUACUUCUAUUUGCUGAAUUGCAGACGUCCUUAACACACCCUCUGUUUAGCCUAAUGUUCAAACAGUACUGUUGUUCAAGACGCAGGUUACGUUUGACGUCACCUAAUGUAAUGUUGUUUGGUCACGAGCAACUUCGCAAUGUCAGCGUUUGCCAUAGAUGUGAAAACAAU